AUGCAACUUCUAACCGAAUCUUCAGUUGGUGUAAAAAAGAACAGCAGAAGCAGAACAUUAACCAUGCAGUCUCUGUCAAGAAUUCCAGCUUCGUCCAACUCUACCUCAUCUAAAAUAACUCACAUAAAUAAUUCCAGGGUACCAAAGAAACUGAAAAAGCCUACAAAGCCUUUACUUUCAAAGAUAAAAUUAAGAAAUAAUUGCAAACGGCUAGAGCAAAAGAGUACUUCCAGAAAACUGGAAACGGGAGACUUAGUACUUAAAGAGCCUGAAGAAGUUCUGUAUAAAAAUUUGCCCAUUAAAAAAGAUAAGGAGCUGGAGGGACCAGUACCAGCUGGAGUGACCGUUGGGUGCUUGACUAGACAUGCAGCGAGAGAACACAGACAAAACUCUGUGAAAGGUGCUCGCACACAGGGAGAGGGCUCACCCUGCCCUUACGUCACCCGGUGGUCAGUAAGGAGGAGGAUGAGCCUGAAGGAGGCCUCUGACAUCAAGCUGGACCUAAAUGCACUGGACAGCUACAAGGACAGCACAGCUGAACCGUGCGCAGUUGGGGGCAAUCAGCUAGUCCCCAGGCUGCAGGAGAAGGACUUGGCUCAUGCAACCACACACAAGGGAGAUGCACAGUGUCACAAGAGUGACAACAGCAAGUCAAAAAAGAAAUCACAACAAGGAAAGUUUGUGAAGCAGUUCACCAAAACAGAGGAGUCUGUUCCCACACAUGACUCCCCCAAGAAAGACAGUGUGGGGCCAGAUGUGACAGGCUCCCAUUCUGACCAGGGUGAACACAGUGGCACGGGGGGCGUGCCUGCAGGCUUCGCAGACUGCACUCCCUUGCCGGUGCGUUGUUCGACUGUUACAUCAGACAACUGUGAAGCAAAAGACACCUUUAGGACUGCAAAGAGCAAGAAGAGGCGAAUUACACGGUACGAUGCACAGUUAAUCCUAGAAAAUAACUCUAGGAUUCCCAAAUCAACUCUUCACAGGUGUCACAACAGCAGCCGCAAGACCAACGACCAAGAGAAUGAUGGGAUGAAUUCUUCAAAGAUAAGCAUCAGGUUGAGUAAUGACAAUGAAAAUGAUGAUAAUCGCUGUGUAACAAAGCUGAAUAAUGGCUUUAACUCAGGAUCGGGCAGUAGUUCUACAAAAUUAAAAAUCCAGCUGAAACGGGACGAGGAAGGUAGGGGGUCACGUGCAGAGGCCCUUCAUGAGAAUGGGGUGUGCUGUAGUGACACCUCUCUCCUGGAGUCCCAGAUGGAAGUUGACAACUACAGUCAGUACAAGGAAGAAUGUACUGAUGACGACUCCUCUUCACAGGGUGAUGAAGAGGAUGAUGACUGUGAUAAUAACUUUGAAAAUGACUUUAUUCCUCUUCCCCUAGCUAAGCGAUUGAGGCUGAAUGUUGGGAAAGACUAUCGAUACUGA
This is a messenger RNA of Orycteropus afer afer, 1425 nucleotides long. Its product is annotated as histone-lysine N-methyltransferase KMT5B-like. Lineage: Eukaryota; Metazoa; Chordata; Mammalia; Tubulidentata; Orycteropodidae. The record is from RefSeq and is a predicted model, not a curated record. Gene Ontology annotation, cellular component: nucleus. Gene Ontology annotation, molecular function: histone H4K20 methyltransferase activity; protein binding.